Messenger RNA from Daucus carota subsp. sativus, 902 nucleotides. RefSeq names its product probable NAD(P)H dehydrogenase (quinone) FQR1-like 1. Gene Ontology annotation, molecular function: FMN binding; NAD(P)H dehydrogenase (quinone) activity. Lineage: Eukaryota; Viridiplantae; Streptophyta; Magnoliopsida; Apiales; Apiaceae. The coding region runs from base 139 to 750 and encodes 203 amino acids. Gene Ontology annotation, cellular component: membrane. The transcript has 4 exons. The record is from RefSeq and is a predicted model, not a curated record.
CUUGCCAUACCACGUCUAAUUAAAACAGCAGUAACACUAAAGAGUAACGAUUGUUCCUCAAGCGUCACAACGGAUUCGCUUCUCCCUCCUCGCUUCUCGCAUUCCGUUACAUUCCAGUAAACUCAACACUCUGUAUUCAUGGCGACCAAAGUAUAUAUCGUAUACUAUUCCAUGUAUGGACAUGUUGAGAAGCUCGCUGAAGAGAUAAAAAAAGGAGCUGCGUCUGUUGAGGGAGUUGAGGCUGCACUUUGGCAGGUCCCAGAGACAUUGCCAGAUGAAGUGCUUGCGAAAAUGAGUGCACCUCCAAAAAGUGAUGUACCACACAUUACACCCGAUCAACUUGCUGAGGCUGAUGGGUUUAUUUUUGGCUUCCCCACGAGAUACGGAAUGAUGGCUGCCCAAUUUAAAGCAUUUCUUGAUGCAACUGGAGGGCUAUGGAGGACUCAGCAGCUUGCUGGAAAGCCUGCGGGGAUCUUCUAUAGCACAGGAUCCCAAGGAGGUGGACAAGAAACUACGGCCUUAACUGCCAUUACUCAGCUGGUUCAUCAUGGAAUGAUUUUUGUACCCAUUGGAUACACCUUUGGGGCUGGCAUGUUUGAAAUGGAGAAAGUGAAAGGCGGAAGUCCUUAUGGUGCUGGUACUUUUGCUGGUGAUGGUUCCAGACAGCCAUCGGAGCUCGAGUUGGAGCAGGCUUUCCACCAAGGCAAAUACAUUGCAGCAAUCACCAAGAAGCUCAAGAAAGCUGCUUAAUUUUCCAUUCAAUUUACGAUGUUUAUGCAUUUAAUUGUGGUAUAGUCUCAGUAUAUACUGUUUGUCUGCCUAUGCAAGAAUCUAAACUUUCUUUAUUGGAUACAAAUAAGAGUGAUUUCUCUUACAGUAAUAUGGUAUUGGUUUUCUAUUUC